AUGGACAUUGAUUUCAACGUGACUCCAAACCUGGACUUAGUUGAGCAACUCCUCGACAACCUAGAGUUUGGGUUUGACAAUCAGGAGAGACUCGUAUAUAGCGAAUUGAAAAAUAGAGUCCACAACAACUCCAAAAGGAUAUUCCACCAAACCAAGUCUCGCCGUAUAUUGGCUUACCUUGCCAGCAAAGAUGCCAAUGACUUUGACAAUGUGCUCAAAAAAGCAAGAAAAAUUAAUUGA
Phycomyces blakesleeanus NRRL 1555(-) is the source of this 240-nucleotide messenger RNA. RefSeq lists its product as hypothetical. The record is from RefSeq and is a predicted model, not a curated record. The transcript is spliced from 2 exons. NCBI's taxonomy places the organism in Eukaryota, Fungi, Mucoromycota, Mucoromycetes, Mucorales, Phycomycetaceae. The coding region runs from base 1 to 240 and encodes 79 amino acids.